UCGGUUUAGUGUAGUUCGUGCAAUAUUAUUGGUCUGUGUACACAAACAGUGUCUCCUGCCUGUGAAGAUGAGCACUGUGUUCGCGGUGACUCUGGUUUUUGUUGGGUGCUGCAGUAACGUUGUGUUCCUAGAACUUUUGGUGAGAGAUUUCCCAGGAUGUGGAAAUAUUGUCACCUUUGCCCAGUUUGCUUUCAUUGCCCUCGAGGGCUUCAUCUUCGAAACGAAUUUCGGACGCAAGAAACCAGCCAUACCUAUCAGUAAUUAUGUGAUAAUGGUGACAAUGUUCUUCACUGUAAGUGUGAUAAACAACUACGCCCUCAACUUCAACAUUGCAAUGCCACUGCACAUGAUCUUCAGAUCUGGCUCUUUAAUAGCCAAUAUGAUACUGGGUAUCAUCAUAUUGAAAAAAAGGUAUUCAGCAAGUAAAUACCUUUCUAUAGUUCUGGUAUCACUUGGCAUAUUCAUCUGCACCUUCAUGUCUGCCAAACAAGUGAGUGUUGAAAAGGGUGCCACAGAAGAGGAAGGAGUUUAUACCUUCUUGCACUGGCUUUUAGGUAUUGGCAUGCUGACUUUUGCCCUACUAAUGUCGGCACGUAUGGGCAUUUUCCAAGAGACUCUGUACAAGCAGUAUGGCAAGCACUCUAAAGAGGCCCUCUUCUAUAAUCAUUGUCUGCCUUUGCCAGGGUUUCUGCUGCUCUCAACUAACAUCUAUAAUCAUGCUGUCUUCUUCAGUCAAAGCACUCCUGUGGAAGUCCCUGUGAUUGGUCAACCUGUGCCAGUAAUGUGGGUGUAUUUACUGAUGAAUGUCAUCACACAAUACGUGUGCAUUCGGGGUGUGUUCAUUCUGACCACAGAGUGCACGUCCCUAACUGUUACGCUGGUAGUGACACUCCGUAAAUUCCUGAGCCUCAUUAUCUCCAUCCUGUACUUUCAGAACCCUUUCACAGCUUGGCACUGGGUGGGCACAGCUGUGGUCUUUUUGGGUACAUUGCUCUACACAGAGGUGUGGUCCAGCAUCCAGACUGCAGUGAAAGGAGAGAAACUAGACAAGAAAGCAGAGUAAAAAUGAUGAACACAAAUGGAAUACCUCCUCUAGUAUGUGUUUGUGUGCGUGUUUGUGUCUGCAGUGAAGUUUCACUGCUAAGAAAGUCUGCCUGUUACUGAGUAAAUAGGUCAGGUCUUAAGAAAGCAUAAAAGGUGUGUUUGGCCCUGUGUGCUGUGUCUCUGAUUGAUUGCUCACUCCAUGGCCUUUUUUCCACUGCUAAAAUGGGACCAAGGCCGUGUUUCAGAAGGAGGAAAGUAACUAAACAUUGAUCCUCUAUUAACAACAUCAUAAGACAGCACUUAAAUGUAAAUUUGUUUUCCUGGUCCACUCCAUUAUUGAUUUUCUUAUAUAAGACAUAUACAAAGUUUAUAGUUCUUUUAGUCAUGCUAGCUAGGUACAGUUGUUUUACAAGGUUAGUAGUUUGUCUCAAGCUCAGUGUUUUUUAGAGAUUCUUAUUAAAGAAUACAUAUACAAGAUGAUGAAUUGUUGAUAGAUUAAGGACGUACACAGGUAGCCUACAUGAUGCACACAUUUCAGUUUUUUUGUAACUGAUACUAACUGAUAGAACAGUUUGGAAACCUAAGAAACUGUUUUUUUGAACGAACAUUACUAGGAUUAGUUUCUCUGUUUUACAACAAAGUACAGGACUAUUACUUAACAUUUUUUGUGAGUCAUGAUUUAAGAAGUCAUGAUUUUUGGAUAAUCACUUUGGAGACUUCAUGUACUGUAUAUUUUUGUAUUCGGUUCUCUCAGGAUGUUGUCUUAUACCCAGUAAGCUCUAAAAGGGAGUGGUGUCUCACAUAUUGCAGUGCCCCAUAACUUGUGUUGUUACUCAUUUUUCCACCGUUCUCUGUUAUUAAAAUAACUUAAAAACUG
Messenger RNA from Colossoma macropomum (tambaqui), 1921 nucleotides. It is a transcript of the gene slc35b4, whose product is annotated as solute carrier family 35 member B4. Gene Ontology annotation, biological process: transmembrane transport. Lineage: Eukaryota; Metazoa; Chordata; Actinopteri; Characiformes; Serrasalmidae. The record is from RefSeq and is a predicted model, not a curated record. The coding region runs from base 68 to 1063 and encodes 331 amino acids. Gene Ontology annotation, cellular component: endoplasmic reticulum membrane; Golgi membrane. Gene Ontology annotation, molecular function: UDP-N-acetylglucosamine transmembrane transporter activity; UDP-xylose transmembrane transporter activity. The transcript is spliced from 10 exons.